Molecule: messenger RNA, 9983 nt
Organism: Megalops cyprinoides (Indo-Pacific tarpon)
Lineage: Eukaryota; Metazoa; Chordata; Actinopteri; Elopiformes; Megalopidae
Gene: nbeal1
Product: neurobeachin-like 1
Exons: 55
Coding region: 802-8997 (2731 amino acids)
Biological process (GO): intracellular protein localization
Cellular component (GO): cytosol; membrane
Molecular function (GO): protein kinase binding
Source: RefSeq, a predicted model, not a curated record
AAAACACACACCACCGCCUCGCCUCCGCGCUGUGGCUCUCCCCGGGUGAAAUUUGCUCCCCACAUUACUUUUACGGCACCAACACGAUCAUCACCUGGCUGGAAGUUGAAGUCCAGAGUUGCCGAGCGCUCACAGGAAUAAGGGAAGCGCCCUGGAUUGGCAUGGGUUAUUUCGACGAAUCGUCUCGUCAUCGAAGAGCGGAGUUAAAAACAGCGAUUGCGUGUUGCUGAAGUUUUCCCCCUGCAUUAUUUUGCCGUCUGCGGUCGGAUUGGCUUGCUAAAGGAAGACUGAAAAGAAGCUGCCUGGAUGACACAGGUUGCUAACCAGCUAACGUCCACUAGGGCGAUUCCUUAAAUGUGCUUCGUCACGAAACAGAAAGGAGAACGAGCGAAACUGAUAAUUCAAAUCAAGAGGGACAAAGUGAAGACUUCGACCGCGAUCAUACACCAGGAAAUAUGAGCCCAGCGAACAAGUCAUUUGGGAAUGCAUAAUUCAUAAUGGAAGUUCACACCAUCAACCGACGGCUGGUAUUAUCGCGACUGGAAUUAAUCCUUUCCUACGGAAAACCCACCAUGGCAUAAGAUAUUUUGUUGUUGACACCUUUAAACCAGAAUCGGUGACCGCGGUGUAUUUUCUGGGAUUUAGAUAUUCACUGCUAAUGUGGCACUGUUAAUAAAAUCCUUAAACAAGCAGGCGAUGCCGAAUGCCUGGCAGCGGAGAUCUGACUUUACGAUGUGGAGUUGUGGACUCUGAAAGUAGCCAACGUUGGGUAUAUGUUGCGUGUUACACGAGCUGUGGAGAAUGGCAUCAAACGAAAGACUGUACGAGGUGUGGAUGCUCUACUGCAACAAGAAGGACCCAGACUACCUGAAGCUGUGGCUGGAGAUCUUCCUCAGCUCGUAUGAGAGAUGUCUGGAUGUGGACUUCGAGAAACCGCCCACGAGGCUGGAGGAGGUGCCCCCGGUGAUGUCGCUGCUGCCGGACAACAUCCUGCAGGUGCUGCGGCACCAGCUGCUGCAGUGCGUCCAGAAGGUGUCGGACGGGCUGGAGCCGGAGCAGCAGAACCUGGCCCUGCUGCUCGUCAAGUUCCUCAUCGUGGUGUGCAGGAACCUCGCCAACGUAGAGGAGAUCGGCACCUGCUCCUACAUCAACCACGUCAUCACCAUAACGACGCUGUACAUCCAGCAGCUGAAGAGUAAGACGAAGGAGAAGGAGCUGGCGGACCAGACUCCCGCCGAGGAGUUUGUGCGUCACGCCCUGGCCUUCUGCGAGAGCCUGUACGAUCCCUACCACAACUGGAGACACAGCGUCUGCGGGGAUCAGCUGAGCGCGGCGGAGAGGAGCAGACAGAAGUACAAAGCCGCUCCGCUCACCGUGGAGUUCGUCCCCUUCUUCUACCAGUGCUUCCAGGAGAGUGAGCACCUGAAGGACAGUCUGAAGUGCUGCCUGCUGCACCUGUUUGGAGCCAUCGUGGCGGGGGGACAGCGCAACGCGCUCCUGGCCAUCUCCCCGGCCACCAUGGAGGUGCUGCUGCGGGUGCUGGCGGACUGCGAGGGCGGCGACGGGGACGAGUGGGACUCGGAGGCGCCGGACCGCAAGGCGCUGCUGACGCUGGGCUGCCUCCGCGAGGUGGUGCACCGGCUGCUGGCCAGCAGCUCCGACCAGCGGCAGGUGGAGAUCAGCGCCGUGCUGGAGAGCUACUUCAAGCUGCUCAACUCGGACCCGGCCGCGCUGCGGGCGCGAGGCCGCGCCCCCCAGCAGCGGUCCCGCCACUGGGAGAGCCGCUUCGUGGCGCUGCAGGUGCACAUGCUGGACACCAUCCGGGAGAUGUUCCGGUGUUCGGACCGACCCGUCCUUCAGGCCAUCUUCCUCAACAGCAACUGCUUCGAGCACCUGACACGGCUGCUGCAGAACAGCAAGCUGGUUAAUGCUAUAUGUAAGGGAGCAGAGAAGAGCCAGAAAGAUUUAACCAACAGAUUACUGACAGAACUGAGUGAGACGCAGGUGUUCCAGGGACGGCUGGAUUCUCUGGCCGUGUCCACCAUCAAGGCCCUGACCACCGUGAUGCACAAGUCUCCGGCUGCUAAGGAAGUGUUCAAGGAGCGCAUCGGCUACACUCACCUGUACGAGGUGCUCGUCUCCCUGGGCCAGCCCUCCAAGCACCUGCUGAAGGAGCUCAUGAACAUGGCGGUGGAAGGGGAGCACACGUCGGUGGGGAUCCUGGGCAUCAGCAACGUGCAGCCGCUGCUGCUGCUGAUCCAGUGGCUGCCGGACCUGGAGUCGCCGGAGCUGCAGAUCUUCACGGCCGACUGGCUGCGCCGGCUCUGCUGCAUCAACCGGCAGACGCGGGCCACCUGCGUCAACGCCGCCAUGGCCGUGCGCCUCCUCGGCGCGCUGGAGCGCCACGCCCGGCUGCACCGCACCUGCGCCGAGAGCCUGCUGGCCCUGCUGGGGGCGCUGGGGAGCCAGUCGCUGGGCGGGGCCGAGCUGCUGCAGCUGCUCCGGCUGCUGCGCACCGACGACCCCCGCCGGGCGCACCCCUACGUGGGGCCCGUGCUCAGGGCCGUGCUGGGCAUGGUGCGCAAGCAGGGCCUGGAGAGCGCCAUGCAGUACUUCGACCUGUCGCCCAGCAUGGCCGGCAUCGCCGUGCCCACCAUCCAGCGCUGGCCCGGCUCCGCCUUCAGCUUCCUGGCCUGGCUGUCGCUGGACCAGGACCAGCAGGGGCCCAGCAAGGGGGAGAAGAGGAAGCAGCUGUACAGCUUUUUCACCCCGGGAGGGACAGGGUUCGAGGCCUUCAUCAGCUCGGCGGGGGUGCUGGUGGUGGCGGUGUGCACCAAGAAGGAGUACGUCACGGUCAUGCUGCCGGAUUACUGCUUCUGUGACUCACUCUGGCACAGCAUCGGCGUGGUACAUGUGCCGGGAAAGAGGCCCUUUGGGCAAAGCCUGGUGUACAUCUACGUGGACGGGCAGCAGAAGCUGUCAGCCCCCCUCAAGUACCCAGCCAUGACAGAGCCCUUCACCUCCUGCUGCAUUGGGUCGGCGGGACACAGAACCACCACCCCGCCCCCGUCUCAGAUCCCCGACCCGCCCUUCUCCAUGGCGCCCGCCCCGGGCCGCUCCUCGCUGGGAGGCAUCCUGUCCGCCCCGGGCUGGGGGGGCCUGCUGGGGGGCAAGCCCGAGUCCGUGACCAAGCUGAUCUCGGCGGGGACGCAGGACAGCGAGUGGGGCAGCCCCACCUCGCUGCAGGGCCAGCUGGGCAGCGUCCUGGUGUUCCACGAGCCGCUGCAGCCCGCCCAGAUCAAAGCCCUCUGCAGCGCAGGUCCGAACUGCAUCUCGCCUUUCAAGAACCAGGAGUCGGAGCUGGGGGACCUGCCCUCCAAACUCCUAGUGCACUACUCCCCCAAGGCGUGUCGGAACCCCAUCUGUCUGGACCUGUCCCCAAACCUGCUGCACGGCCGCCUCACCGGGAACAAAGUGGUCAACUGGGACAUCAAGGACAUGAUUAACUGCGUGGGAGGGCUCCCAGUGCUCUUCCCCAUCCUGGAGCAGCUGGCCCUGCUGACCCCAGAUCAGCCCGCUGAACCCGCGGGGUCAGAGUUCAUCACCCCUGACCUCGCCACUCCCGCCGAGGGGGACUGGGUCAUACUGCCCUCCAACAGGGCCUCAGAGGCGCGUCUGGAAAAGAACUUGGUGGCCACCUUCCUGCUGGUGAUAAAGCACUUCAUCCAGAGGCAUCCAAUUAACCAGGAGAGCCUGCUCCACUCCCAUGGAGUGGCCACGCUGGGAGCCUUGCUGCAGAAGCUGCCCCCUAACCUGGUGGAUGUGAGUGUUCUGGUGGCUGUGCAGCUGCUGGUGGAGCAGGUCACCUUUGAGAAGAACCCCCAGCUGCUGCAGCAGCUACACACGCACCUGCUCUUCAACUUCAGCAUCUGGAACCAGGGAGACUUCCCCCUGCGCAUCGGUCACAUCCAGUACAUGUCCACCGUCAUUAAGGACAGCAGGAAACAGUUCAGGAAGAAGUACGGCGUGCAGUUCCUGCUGGACACCAUCCGCCUCUACUAUGGCAGCGGCAACAGGGAAGGGGACCUGAGCGAGGACGAUGUGCGCACCAUCCGGGCGUCGCUCUGCGGCCUUCUCAAGUACUACAUCAGCAAGGGCGUGGGCCAGGACGAGCUGCAGAGCAUUCUGGGAUACAUUGCAGCCAUUGGUGAUGAAGAGCAGCUCUGUGGGAUCCUGGAGCUGCUGCUGACGCUGCUGCAGACCAGCGCUGCGCGGGACCAGCUCUUCCUGCUACUGUUUGAACCCGGGGCCGCCGACACCUGCUACACCCUGCUGUUGAACAGCAAGCACUCGGACAGGCUGCGAGAGCUGGUCUUCAAGCUGUUCGAGCGCAUGCUGAGGUGUGACCGCGUCUACGAGAAGAGCAAGCAGCGGCUGAAGCUGAGGGAGGUGGGCUACUCCGGCCUGACGCUGCUCUUCUCCGACCUGCACGUCACCCCCGCCCUCGUCAGGAGCCUGCUCAACCAGGUGCUGUCCGCAGACCCAGUGGUUAACUACAAGGACCUGAUGGCGCUGGUCCAGCUGACACACCGGGCCGGGCCCAGCGUGCGUCUGCUGGUGUGCAAGAAGCUGUAUCAGCUGCUGCAGUCACAGCAGGACGCCGCGCAGCAGAUCUCCCGGCAGCUGUGCUGGCAGGAGACGCUGAUGCGGCUGUUCCUGCGCGCCCCAGGCGGGGGCGAGGGCCCGUCGGCCCGGGGGGACACCAGCAGCACCGGCAGCCUGGACCUGAGCCGGGGCAGCGGGGGGCGCGCGGACCCCCCGCCGGAGCGGCGCAGCUUCAUCGAGGCCGUGGGCCGCACGGACGAGGAGAGGGACACGUCGGACAGCGUCGGGGACAACCGCUCCGAGGACAGCCUGGACAACGGGGAGCUGCUGUCGCUGGUGGACACGCCCGGCGAGGCCCAGCUCUCCAAGCCCUGGGCCGGGAAAGCCGGGGGCUUGAGUUUGGACCUGACCCAGGCGCACCUGUACGAGCACGGGGACAGCGGCAGCCAGACCCCCGGCAGCAUGCCCAGCACCCCGUCCCCCAUGGAGACCUCCAAGCCGUUCCCCGGCGCCCCCUCCGAACGCGAGGUCUCCUCCUCCUUCACGGAGGACAGCUUCCUCUUCAGCGACGACGUGUCCCUGGGGGAGUCCUUCAGCAGCGCCGAGAGGGCGGAGGAGGAGCUGUCGCGCAUGCUGCUGGAGACGGUGCUGUGCGUGAUGUGGCGGGGCGUGGAGGGCUCGGACGACGCCGCCUGGCUGGAGCGGGGGCAGGUCUUCUCCGCCCUCACCAAGCUGGGCACAGCCAAUGAGCUGCUGCUGCCGGUGGACCACAUCAAGCUGAGCCUGCUGGAGAAGAUGCUGGAGUGGGCGGUGACGGAUAACCGGGAGGCGACGGCGGCCAUGCUGCCGCAGCACACGGAGAACGCGGUGCGGCUGCUGCACAUGGUGCAGGACUUCCUGCAGGCGGAGGGGCUGGUGAACCCGGCGCUGUGGACGGAGAAGCUGCUGGAGGAGGCGGUCACGCUCAUGGACAGCCUCAUGGUGUGGUACACCUCCGGCACGCAGUGGCUGCAGCUCUCCCAGGUGGGCGUCCGCCUGCUGCUCGGCUUCAUGGCGCAGGAGGACAUGCAGGUGUGCGCCAUGGCCACGGCCAAGCUGAACGCCAUCCUGCAGACGAAGAGCGUGGAGACGCAGGACGAGGCCUGCUACCUGCUGGGCAGGCUGGAGGGCAUACUGAGCCGCUCGGUGCGCGAGCAGACCGAGGCCUACUCCUUCCUCAUCCCGCUGCUGCGCACGCUGCUGUCCAAGAUCCACAAGCUGCUCUACAUGGAGCUGCACCUGCCCUCGCUGCCCGACACCAACGGCAGCCCCUCCUUCUUCGAGGACUUCCAGCUGUACAUCGCCUCGCCAGAGUGGAGGAUCUACCUGGACAAAUAUAUCAUCCCCUACAUGAAGCAGUAUGAGAUCGAGACGUUCAGCCAGGGCCACGAGACCAUGGCGCUGUACUGGAAGGACUGCUACGAGGCCUUCAUGGUGAGCCUGCACCGGCGCGAGAGGGAGCGCGGGGAGAGCAAGAUCCGUUUCCAGGAGCAGUUCGUGGAGCCCUUCUCGCGCCGCGGCCGGCAGGAGAACCUGCGCUACAACAGCAUGCUGAAGCAGCUGCACAGCCAGCACAGCGCCAUCCUGAGGCAGUGGAAGGCGGCGCGGCGGGGCCUGGUGUGCGAGAGGGGGCCCUGGGCUGACAGGCAGCAGAGCGAGAUGCACUGGCGCGUCUCCAGCGCAGAGAACUACUCGCGCAUGAGGCUCAAGCUGGUGCGCAACUACAACUACGACCCGCACCGCGAGGCCAGCGCCCUGCGGGACAACCUCGGUGUGCAGCAGCAGCAGGUGUGCGCCCAGUCUCUGCUGCUGGAGGUGGUGAAGCAGGUGAAGGUUAGCGACCUGGAGGACGACAUGCUGGAGCUGCCCGAGGACGACCCCGGGGGAGGGAACAGCCUGGGGGAGACGGAGGAGGCCGGGCAGAAGGAGAAGCUGGUGAUGUGGGAGGACUGCGAGCUGGUGACGGUGAUGGACGUGAGCCCCGGGCGCCUGGAGCUCACCACCCAGCACAUCUACUUCUACGAUGGGAGCGCGGAGAAGGAGGAGGGCGUGGGCUACGACUUCAAGUGGCCGCUGUCGCAGAUCCGGGAGAUUCACCUGCGCAGGUACAACCUGCGGCGCUCGGCCCUGGAGAUCUUCCUCAUCGACCAGACAAACUACUUCCUCAACUUCAAGAAAGAGGCGCGGAACAAAGUGUACCGGCAGAUCCUGCUGCUGCGCUCCUUCAGCCUGUACGGCACGCGGUCCCCGCAGGAGCUGCUGAAGGUGUCCGGCCUCACCCAGAAAUGGGUGAACAGAGAGAUUUCCAACUUCGACUACCUCAUCCAGCUGAACACCAUCGCAGGGCGCACCUACAAUGACCUGGCGCAGUACCCUGUGUUCCCCUGGAUCCUGGCGGACUACACCUCCGAGGAGCUGGACCUCUCCGACCCGCGGGUGUUCCGGGAUCUGUCCAAGCCGGUGGGCGUGGUCAACGAGAGGAACGCCAAGGCGGUGAGAGAGAAGUACGAGAGUUUCGAGGACCCCACGGGGACUAUCGACAGGUUCCACUACGGCACGCACUACUCCAACGCGGCGGGGGUGAUGCACUACCUGAUCCGGGUGGAGCCCUUCACGUCCCUGCACAUCCAGCUGCAGAGUGGCAGGUUCGACUGUGCGGAUCGUCAGUUCCACUCCAUCGCCGCCACCUGGCAGACCCUCAUGGACAACCCCAACGACGUCAAGGAGCUCAUCCCGGAGUUUUUCUACUUCCCAGAGUUCCUGGAAAAUCAGAACGGUUUCGAUCUGGGCUGCCUGCAGAUAUCCAAGGAAAGGGUUAACGACGUCGUGCUUCCCAAGUGGGCCAAGUCCCCGGAGGACUUCAUCUACAAGCACAGGAAGGCUCUGGAGUCGGAAUAUGUGUCUGCCCACCUCCACGAGUGGAUCGACCUGAUCUUCGGCUACAAGCAGCAAGGCCCCGCGGCCGUGGAGGCCCUCAACGUCUUCUACUACUGCACUUACGAAGGCGCGGUGGACCUGGACGCCAUCACGGACGAGAAAGAGCGCAAGGCCCUGGAGGGGAUGAUCAGCAAUUUCGGACAGACGCCCUGCCAGCUGCUCAAGGAACCCCACCCGGUCCGUCUGUCCUUGGAGGAGGUGGAGAAGAGGAAAGCCAAGCUCGACACCUGCCCGCUCAGCAUCUUCGAGCACUUGACCGAGCUCAAGUCCUUCUUCGUGGAGGGCAUCAGUGACAACGUGCCCCUGGUGAAGGUGAUGGUGCCCAAAAACCAGUCUCACUCCUUCAUCACCCAGGGCAGCCCUGACACCCUGGUGACUCUGAGUCAGAACGGGCUGAUGGGGACUCACGCCUGGCUGCCCUACGACAAGAACAUCUCCAACUACUUCACCUUCAUCAAAGACCCCACCGUGGCAAACCCCAGGACCCAGCGCUUCCUCGGCGGGCCCUUCUCCCCCGGCGUGGAGGUGACGGCGCGGCUCUUCGUGGUGUCACAUGACGGGAAGCUGCUGUUCAGCGGGGGCCACUGGGACAACAGCCUGCGGGUCACCUCUCUGGUGAAGGGGAAGACGGUGGGCCAGCACAUCCGGCACAUGGACAUAGUGACCUGCCUGGCGACGGACUACUGUGGCAUUCACCUGAUCUCCGGCUCGCGAGACACCACCUGUAUGGUCUGGCAGGUACAGCAGCAGGGCGGGGCGCCCGUGGGGCUGUGUCCGAAGCCGGUGCAGGUUCUGUACGGACACACAGACGAGGUGGUGAGCGUCAGCAUCAGCACGGAGCUGGACAUGGCCGUGUCCGGAUCACGGGAUGGCACCGUGAUCAUCCACACCAUCCGGAGGGGGCAGUACAUGCGCUCGCUGCGCCCGCCCUGCGAGAGCUCCCUGCCCCUGUCCAUCCAGCACCUGGCCGUGUCCUGGGAGGGCCGGCUGGUGGUGCACACCUGCAUCGAGGGCAAGGCCACGCUCAAGGAUAAGAACGCCCUGCACGUCUACUCCGUCAAUGGGAAGCACUUGUGCAGCGAGCCGCUCCAGGAGCAGGUGACCGACAUGUGCGUGUCCGGGGAGUACAUCGUGCUGGGCAGCGAGCAAGGCUUCCUGUCCAUCCGAGACCUGUACAGCCUGGCCCUGUGUGUUGCGCCCAUGGCGAUGCGGGUGCCGGUGCACUGCGUUUCGGUGACCAAGGAGCAGAGCCACGCCCUGGUGGGCCUCCAGGACGGGAAGCUCAUUAUAGUGGGAGUCGGCAAGCCGGCCGAGAUGCGCUCGGGCCAAAUCACCCGCAAGCUGUGGGGCUCCAGUAAGCGUCUGACCCAGAUCUCGUCCGGGGAGACCGAGUAUCACACCCGGGACCAGAACUGACACCCCCUCACCCCCCACCCCCCCACACCUCCCAAUGCCCACACCUAUCCCAAACCAGAAAUCUCGCUUUGGCACUGAUCACUAGCCCCCGUUGGCCCAUUGCCCUGUCAAUCACUACAAUCCUCGCCCAAUCAGGAACGGAGGGUGCCCAUGCUUGUUUGAAUGUUGACUCUGCUUUGACCGGGGUGUUAGAGCCUGUUUUUUUGUCAGUUAAACGAUGAGGCCCGGUCAAGCCACGCUUCUCCUCCUCUCCGUGCGGGGGGUCCGCUCUCUCCGAAACGCGCCCUCGGGGAGGGGAGAAACUGGACCCGACGGGACAAAGCCCCGGAGUGGGAUCAGCCAGCGCAGGCGCUGUCGUUCUGAUCCGACCCUAUACACCUCAUCAGCACCCCCCCCCAUUUCGCCACCCCGUCCCCACUAAUCUCGCAUCACGCCCCCUUCCAAAUCACCCACUAAUGUUCUCAUAAUUAACGCAGUAGCUUCCUCUCUGAGUGUUUCCUGUAAGGGCUGUGGAGACUACCAGUAAUGGCAGUACCUGAUGCUGGUCUGUCUAACACACGAAGGAAGAAAAAAAAAACCAAGCCAAUAUCAUGCAAGUCCUCCAAGCUGACUGUACGAGACUGACCCAGGAUCAGGCUCAGUGACUGCUGCCCUUUGUAGAAGACACUCAGAAUGAAGGGACUGAAUUUUCUCUUUCUUUUCCAGUGGCCUUUCACUCGCCUUACAGCCAAAUUGUUUACAGGUGCCCCUGAGGGCUCAGUACUGACGGACAUGGUUUUAUGCAAACGGAGCAGCGGUGUGUUCUCUCGUAACGAACGGCUUUCGUCUGAAGCAUUACUGACGUUACCUAUCCCUGUGCUGUGUGGACGCGCUUGCUGUCACGCCAUUAGUUAGAGUGUUUGUAGCUCGUCCACCCUGCCCAGACCACGUCCUCCAGCGGGGGCGGGGGGGGUCCACUCGCAGGUUGCUCCUCCAGUUCCCCCCAC